This is a messenger RNA of Zingiber officinale, 1215 nucleotides long. RefSeq lists its product as uncharacterized. Lineage: Eukaryota; Viridiplantae; Streptophyta; Magnoliopsida; Zingiberales; Zingiberaceae. Bases 1 to 1215 code for a protein of 404 amino acids. The transcript is spliced from 2 exons. The record is from RefSeq and is a predicted model, not a curated record.
AUGAAUGAGAAUAUUGGGGACAUCGUCUUAGAGAAAGCUCCAAAAAAUGCAAAGUAUACUUCACCAGAUAUUCAGAAAGAUAUUUUGAAUAUUUUUGCCAAUCAAGUGAGAACUAAGAUUCGUAAAGAAAUCGGGGAUGCAAAAUUCUGUAUUUUAGUUGAUGAAGCAAGAGAUACAUCUAACAAAGAGCAGAUGGCUAUUGUAUUAAGAUUUGUGGAUAUUAAUGCAUUAACUGCAGCUGCUGAAAAAGAGGUAUCCAUUUGGUUAUUCUUUUCAAAAUUGAAUUCAAUUUGUAAUCUCUUUAAUGUGUCUCCUAAACGUCAUGCUGAGUUACUUUCUGCUCAAAAAGCUGAAGUUGCGCAUAUAAUAGCUAUUGGUGAACGUGAUACUGGUAGAGGAUGUAAUCAAAUUGGAAAUUUACUACGGCCUGGAAAGACUCGCUGGAGUUCUAAUUUUGACUCAAUUUGUAACAUGAUUGAUAUGUAUAGUUCUGUGAUUACCGUAUUAGAAAACAUGGUGUAUGAUGGGUCCUCUAACUCCAUCCGUGGUGAAGCUAGUGGUUUGCUGAUAGCGAUGAAGUCUUUUGAUUUCAUAUUCAUAUUACGUUUGAUGCAAAAGAUAAUGGGGUUAACAAAUCUGCUUUGUCGAGCAUUGCAAGAGAAAUCUUUAGAUAUUUUAAAUGCAAUGGACUAUGUUUCAACUACUAAAACUUUGUUUCAUACUUUGAGAGAAGAAGGAUUUGCUAUUCUACUUAGUUAUGUGAAAGAAGUUUGUACCAAGUUUGACAUUGAGAUACCUCAAAUGGAAGCUCCUUAUAAAUCUGCUACAGGUCGUUCUUGUCAACAAAAUGAUUCAAUCACAGUUGAGCAUCACUAUCGAUUUGAUGUAUUUACUGCUGCAAUAGAUUUUCAAGUUGAAGAGCUUAAUAGUAGAUUCAAGGAUGAGGCAGUGGAACUUCUUAAGCUUAGUUGUGCUUUGGAACCUAAAGAAAACUUUAAGCUUUUUAAUGUUGAUCACAUCUAUCAACUUGCUGAGAAAUUCUAUUCUCUUGAUUUUGAUACACAAGAUUUACACCACUUGAGAAUGCAAUUGGAGCACUAUAAGAUUGAUAUUGUUGGCCAUGAAAGAUUUCAGAAUUUAUCAACUAUUUCUGAAUUAUGUCGAAGAUUAAUUGAAAUAAACAAAUCAGGAAGUUACAAUUUGAUUGACAGUUAA